Molecule: messenger RNA, 460 nt
Organism: Bursaphelenchus xylophilus (pine wood nematode)
Lineage: Eukaryota; Metazoa; Nematoda; Chromadorea; Rhabditida; Aphelenchoididae
Source: the annotation of a GenBank genome assembly
AUGGCCAGGUAACUCCUUAUUCCUUACAUUUGUUAGACAUGCAAUUCAGGCUCCAAUCUUUUUUUAGAGACCCAUGCAGACUAGUGGUUGCCGACGUGCUGGGCGACCGUGCUUUGCAGGACGAUGAGAGCCGUGAAUUUUACUGUGUGGUGAAAAUUCGAGCUUUAAAAAGUAUGGUGAGUUCAGUUGUGUUAACUACAUGUAUAUGUAUAUGUAUAUUUUUGACAUGCUUAUAAGCAUGUAAAAAGUUGUAUACAAAUGAUGAUGAUUUAUGUAAUAAAAUAUAAUUAAUAUUUUGAAGGGAAGCGAUGAGAUUUGUGAGAAAUGCAAAAGCGGCGUGAUUAAAUUCCUUCAAACGACAACCAACACAGGAAGUUUAAUUGCCAAUGUCGACAAGUGCUGUGAAGAUUGCAUAAGAACAGGGCUGUCAAUGCUCCGGAGGGACGAGAGAUAUCUGUAA